Messenger RNA from Tigriopus californicus, 966 nucleotides. RefSeq lists its product as uncharacterized. The record is from RefSeq and is a predicted model, not a curated record. Lineage: Eukaryota; Metazoa; Arthropoda; Copepoda; Harpacticoida; Harpacticidae. The transcript has a single exon. The coding region runs from base 78 to 611 and encodes 177 amino acids.
AUGAACUCCCAAAGCUUUACACGUUUCUAUACCUAUGAAUAACCUUUUACUUCAGGGCUAGUGCGCUGAAAAUCACGAUGCCGUUUAAACAAAAUGCAUUCAGAAUGAUCGCCCUCGCCAAUCCACCCUCGAAAAUAGACGUAGGGUAUAAAUACCAGCAAUGCAAAGUGGAAGAUCAUCAGUUCAUCUGGGGCCUUCCAGUGAAAACACAUAGCGAUUCUAAAUUCCCAGUGAUUUUCACGAGUCAAGUGCCUCCAAUGAACAUGUCUUUCCGAAGUAAAAACCUGAUGACAUGCACCGUGGCUGUGGUGGUGUUUAUGAUCCUCAUACUGGAUCAACCUAGCGGGGCGGAGGCUGGUCAUGGACACGGUCAUGGGCACGGUCAUGGUCAUGGACACAAGGCUCAUGGUACGGCCUGCAUCGUCAAAGGCUCGUACUGCUCUUGUCAUUACUGCAAGUGCGAAAAAGGUCACAUCCAUUGCGGAGGUUACGGCAAGAAGGGAUACGGCAAGAAGUACUGCUACGGAUCCAUGGAGGGAGAAUACUGUCAUUGUGAUUACUGCAAGUGCAAGCACGGUUAUGGAUCCUCUGGUUAUGGCAAGUGUCAUUAAACUCUGCCACUCUGACCUCAGACUGAAAUCAUCAACGGCCUCAUUUCCCUCAUUUGUUCCUGGAUCGCACCGCCCCUUCCCUUCUUUUAAAGAACGGGUGAAGCAACAUGGAAUCUCUGUUUGAGUCCGACAAGAAUCAAUCAAAUUUUUGAUUCAUAGAGGGCAGAUACUGUUAUCCAUCUAUGCCUAGGGUGAUGGAACUGAAAUUCAAUGUGCUAUUCAUACUUAUCACUGAUCCGGGCUGAUCAGCAUAGACAACAAAUUGUGAAUGCUUAUCUUUGCCUUCCUUCAUCUUAGAUAGUUGUACCAAGUCCAACGAAAUAUUUCUCAUAUAUAACUAUGAUGUGUGUCCAAA